ACAAUCCUAUUUAAAAUGGACCUAGUAAAUGUCAAUGAAUCAAUUACAAUUUAUUAAAUGGCAUUUGAUAUUGUCGGGAAAGAAGAGUUCAACCAAAUGUAUAGAAUUCAGAAACCAACUAAUCUUCGAGUUUCAUUGCUUUCAUAGGUGGUGCACAGGGACCUGGCUGCGAGAAACAUUUUACUUGCAGAAGACAACAUUGUGAAGAUUUCCGACUUUGGCCUUGCCAGAGACAUCUAUAAGAACAAUCAGUACAUCACGAAGGGGGAUGGUCCAUUGCCGAUAAAAUGGAUGGCCUUGGAGUCCCUCACACAGGACAUGGUCUAUACGAGCAAAUCAGAUGUUUGGGCGUAUGGAAUUACACUUUGGGAAAUGUUCAGCCUUGGGAAGACCCCGUAUCCUGGAUUGAACGGCGUAGAGCUCAUCCGGCUUCUUCAGACGGGGUACCGUAUGGAGGCACCUCGAUUCGCCGAUCAUCAUUUCUACCAAAUAAUGAGGAAGUGUUGGGAUGAGGAUCCAAACAAUCGUCCGACCUUCCCCGUAUUGAGUGCAUGGUUCGGCGAAAUGCUUCCUGAGUUUGAGCGUCUGCACUACAUGGAAAAGUACGAGUUGUUCGAGAAAAAGAACGCAGAGUACUUCCGGACCAAGACGGACUAUCUAAAAUUGAUGCCAAGUGAUACGGAUGAUGGAUACCUGAUACCGUUGAAGAAAAAGUAUGGAAAAGAAGACAUUUCAAAUGCACCCGAACAUGUAAAAUCAGAGAAUUUUCAGCCAAAGAUGGACAAUUUGCCGAAGAUGGCAACAAUAACACAAGACGAUCACCAACAAGAAAGACAGGAACCACGAGUGCAAAAAGAUAGUUCCAGGGCAUAUGCAAACCUCAAAGACGACCAAUUCUCCGGAAACGAGGAAAAUCGUCACAGUGGAUCCGAGCAAACUGAGAAUCCUAUAUUCGAAGAUGACUGUAGCGUUGAAUAUGAAAAACAACUGGAGCAAUGUGAAAACGCCACUACAUCGUACAUCUGACGAGUGGAAACGGAUCGCCCCAAAGUCAAGGAAGAACGGUUAAAACAAACGAAUGAGCAUGCGAUUGCACUCAUUUGUCUUCCUUUACUUU
This is a messenger RNA of Darwinula stevensoni, 1117 nucleotides long. NCBI's taxonomy places the organism in Eukaryota, Metazoa, Arthropoda, Ostracoda, Podocopida, Darwinulidae. The record is from the annotation of a GenBank genome assembly.